This is a messenger RNA of Fusarium odoratissimum NRRL 54006, 6026 nucleotides long. RefSeq lists its product as uncharacterized. Gene Ontology annotation, biological process: telomere maintenance via telomerase; protein stabilization. Bases 104 to 3070 code for a protein of 988 amino acids. The transcript has 3 exons. Gene Ontology annotation, cellular component: cytosol. Gene Ontology annotation, molecular function: telomeric repeat DNA binding; Hsp90 protein binding. The record is from RefSeq and is a predicted model, not a curated record. NCBI's taxonomy places the organism in Eukaryota, Fungi, Ascomycota, Sordariomycetes, Hypocreales, Nectriaceae.
AACCUAAACACCAGGCAAUAAUGUAUACCUCUAUCAAGCUUUCAAAGUUCAAACAGCAUGACAUUUCGUGGACAACCCGCCAGAUUAAACUACACAGACUAGAAUGGACGACCUUCUCACCCCUGUGAGCACAACCUACCUCAAACCUCGGAAUGAGCCUGAGCCACUUUUCACAGAGAUUGAGCCAGCUUCAACCCAAAAGAAACCAGCCAGCAUCAGUGACAAGUCGACGGCUGAUGAAAUUAUCGAUGCCUUAAAAAGUCAGCCAGACUACGAUACACUUAUUUCGGUACUGAGUUUUCUAAAUAACCCAAAAUCUGCGUCGAGUAACUUCUCAUUCUCAACACCCAAUCCCAAAACUGCGUCUAUCAUCCAUUUGCUGGUCUCGGAAAUCGCAUCAAAUUACUGGACACUUUUACUUGAGGGAAACAUCGAAGAUGAUACAAAGGGCAAAACGGAACUUCCGCGAGAUGCGGAUCUUUUUCUUGGCUGUCUACGCAGUCUGACAGGUCUUAACGCUGUCAUCACACAACUGCGAGUUCUCAUUCAAGAGUCACGGCUAGGGGGGAAAGAAGAGAAGAGAGUAGACUUAUCAAUCAACGCCGGCAUUCUGUUGAGUAUUCUAUCUUCCAUUAUUGGUAGUGCCCGGUCAAUUCCCACGAUGUGGAGCUCAUCGACCAAAGGAAUUUCCAAUGCCGCUCUGCAAAGAGUUCAGUGUCAGAAACUUGCAUCAAUUCUGACGAACGGUCAGAUUGUGUCAAUCGCAGCGGAAGCUUUAGAAGUCAUGGGACGCGAUCAAGUCGACGAUGGGGUUCACUGGAUUGCUGACGGACUAGGAUAUAGCAGAUGGGUAGGAAAUGCUAUUGUGUCAUGGGUUCGUUCAUCACCUGAACCCGAUGGCAUGACCUUCGCUUGUGAGUUGUUCCAGAAGUCGCUGUCGCUGCACCAUUCAGAAACUCUUAUCAAAAUUGCAAUCGACGGACUUCUUCUUUCCAAAAGAAACUCAAUUUCAACCUUCAUACAACUUGCUCUCAGCCAACAUCGAACUUGUAAGAAGGUAUUCCAUAUUUUACUCCAGCACCUUUCACAGAAAUACUUGAAUCGUCUGAGCCUGGAAGACACACACCCCGACGACAAGGUUUCUGCCGUUGCUGGGCUUCUCAUGGAAGUCGCAUUGAAUGACGAAACGAGAAGAGAUGUUCUUAUCAACUGGUGUGCAUCUUCAUCAGGUGCUGGUGUUGGCGAUGGAGUAGGUAUACGCCGAGCUGUCGUAGCUGCGCUCGCACAAGACCGAGAAGCGAUUACUGCAGUACUGGAGAAAAGCAUUGCACAAUUUGGAGAUGAGCUGUACAUCAGACAUUCAGCAAUGCUUCAGCAAGAUGCACAUACCCAAAUCCUGCUCCUUGCCGCUGGCUACGUACACAGAGUCUCUCCAAUGAAAUUGACGUUGCUCAUGCGAGUGGGCACAUACAUGAACACCAUCUCCAAUCGCAUCGGUUCCACACAGCCUAGAGCUCAGUUUCUUGGUUUGGUAGUUGGGGAAUCGUUGUCUGCUCUGAUCGAUGAUAAGAAGCAGAGGCUCGAUUUCAAGAUGGAGCAGACAGAAACAGAGGAAGCGCAGCAAUUAAAGAGUCUAACCAAGGUUUCUGAUCGUGUUGGCCCUAUCGACCCUAUCCUAUUCGACCACGCAAUUGAGACUAUCCCUCAGAAGCGAAAACCUUCAACGCCAAGCGAGGCUCUUCAAAAGAAAGCCAAGCAAAAGAAGAAGCCUGUUGUUACUGAAGCCAAGCCAAAAGCUAUCAUCGAGGAGAUUGAUUCUUCAGAAGAGGACGACGAUCUCGCCCCUUACUCGAAGGACUCUGACCCUGAAGACUCGGAUGACGACGCAACACUUGUACAACGCAACAAGCCCAAACCACCUGUUUAUAUCAGAGAUCUCAUCUCGUAUUUCAGAGACUCUGAAUCAUACGACAAACAGUUGCUUGCUUUACAGACAGCUCCAAUUCUCAUCAGACGCAAGGCCAAUUAUGGAACCGAGGUAAGUUUCCACGCUGAUGAGUUGGCUGGGCUUUUGGUGGGCAUACAAGACAAGUUUGAGAUCGAAAAUUUCGAUGAUUUACGGUUACACGGUAUGGUAGCGCUUGUUGUCUCUCAACCCAAGACUAUGGCCCCGUGGUUUGCUCGAACUUUCUUCGAGGGUGACUAUUCCCUCCACCAACGGACAUCAAUACUUGUCACAUUGGGCCUGUCAGCCCGAGAACUGGCGGGUUUCGAAGUAUCUCAAUACCAGUCGGCUGCUGCCUUUCCCUCAAAGCGGCUACCUGAAAAGAUGGAGCAACUUUAUAUUGGCUCGGGAAAUGAUGGCAGAGCCCUGCCGUCGUCCCAGCUGAAAGCGCUCCCAUCAACUGCUCUCGAGAAUAUUUCACAGUCGCUGACAUCUUCAUUCCUUGCCCCGCUUGCUGCAGAAGCAGCCGAUGCCAACACAGGUCCUGAUAUUUUGAAGCUUCAAAGCUUCACGGCCCGCUACAAGUCCAAAUCUAGUUCCAAACCUCGUAUGCGUGCUAUUCCCAAUACGACUGCCGCUCUGCUUGCGACAUCCUUCUUCUCCCCACUCACGGCACAUUUCCAGGUCGCGCUUCGUUCUGCCAAACCAAUCAUACUCAACCAUGCACUUCUGGCGCUCUACCUACAGACGUUAGGUAUUGUUGUUCACGCCGCUGGACCCUCCACACUUUCGCUGCCACAGUUGACCGCGGAGCUAUGGGACUUGCUUCUGGGCGUUCGUGUACAUGUUUUUGGCGAUCUCGGCGCCAUGAAAGGGUGGCUCGUAGCUAUGGCGUCCCUGCUGGAAGUAAAUGGCGGCAGCAUGCGUCGGCUUUGUGAAACCCAAGGCAGAGAGGUAAUGGAGACUAGGGAAUGGGUCGCAAUGGUGUUCGAGAAGACUAGAGGGGAGGAUGGUGGGGAGGAGAACGAGGUCAAAAUGCUGGCGGCAGGAGUUUUGAUCAGGUUGGGAGAGGCCAUCGAAAGGUACCAAGCUUUGCUAAUGGGAGACCUGGUCGGAUUCCAAUAAGCUAAAUGCAGGAGCUUGGUGAAUGGGGGGAAAAUUUUGAAUAUUCUAUUCGUGAUUUAUUAUGAUCAUAUAUCGCAUUGCACAAUAUCCAGCUUUUAACCAGUAUUCAAUGUAAUGGCAAGCCAUUUCCGAACUCCAUGAUCACACGGUGUUAUAUAAUUAAUUCCCAUAUACAUUCGUGAAUGUCUUCAAGGGGUCUCAAUAGACUCCAUCCUUGUCGUGCUCGCUCUUCGAAGUGGAAGACCCGACAAGUAUGUAUUCGCGUGGCUGAGAUGAUCGCUUAGGCUCAUGGCCAUGCGCCGAAGCUCCUCCUUGACAUGUUCUGAUGAGGCCUGGCCUUCCAUAACUUGGGGUGAGGGUGCAGUAGGUGCAGGCGGAAGGAAUGGCUGUUGUUGUUGAUAAGAUCGAGGGUAGUCGUCCCGAACUGGUGACCGAUCUAGUUGAGGCUGAAGUGGAGGAGGUUGAAGUUCAGGGGCGGCAAGCGUUUGUGGAGUGAAAGAUUCAGGAUCGGUAUCGGCGAACUCGCUAAGGGAGUAAGGUCUUUCACUCGGGGCGUUCCCGUUGGUCUGGGAAGAUUGGGGUUGUCCCUGGGGUUGUCCCUGGGGUUGAUAUAGGGGUAACUGUGUUUGCUGGUAGGACAUCUGAGGAUCAUGUCGCUGGGUGUUAUUGAGCGAAAGGUCCGCAACCGCAUUUGCAAACUCAGAAUCAUCAGAUACAUAGAUGGAUGGUUCUCGUAUACUGUUGGGCAUAAGGUAAAGAGAGGCGUGCUUUUCUAGCUGGAAAGGAUCGGCCCCUCCUAACUCUGAGCCAGCCAAUGAUCCUACGUCCGAGUGUGAUGUGGACGGCCUUGUAUAGUCGCUCAUAGGAAUGGGAUCAGCUAGACCCAUGUCUAAGUCAAUGAGACUGCCUGACGACGCUCGGUUGUUGACUGGGGAGGGAACCGCAAGGUCAUUGAACUGCGCCGAAGGCUGGAUUGGCUCUGUCGGAGGGUGGAUCAGGCGGCUGGUACUUGGCCCUUGGUCAUCGUUGAACGGAAAUCUGAACAUUUCGGGGUUUGCUGAGGCGGGAGGGGCCAUGGAGGGGAACUUCCAAUCUCGUGUUCUGCGGUUGUUGUUCAUCAUAUCUGCUGGAUCACUAAGUGGUGGUUUAUUAUAGGAGACAUCUCCAAAGUCAUAGUCGGUCGAUGCUCUGGGAUCUCCAGCUCUGAUUGUGUUCAGGUCAACAAAUUCGGAGAGGUUGCUACCAUCUAGGGACAUGUCAAGAUCAAUCAGGGAUUCUCUCACUCCAGGGGACUGAGAUGAGUCGUCUCUUAGCGGUAAAUCCGACGCAGGAGGGGGGGGUGGAGGGGUGAAAUCGGCAGUAGGCGGAGGAAACGGACGACCAUAAUAUGCUCGUGAGUUAUCCUCGUAGUUCGAUAUCGUAUUUGGGUCAAAUAGCUUUUCUAGUGGUGCCUUGACGGAAGGAAGGUGAGGUGGCGGACGUCGACGUGAUUUUGGCUUUUGGGUUCUAGAAGCAUCGUCGAAUUCAUCCUGCUUGAAGUCGACGUUGGAGCCAUAAACAUCAAACACAGCUUGAGCGUCGCCAGUUUGGAGCACCUGUUGAUCGAACGCAGCGGUUGUACUGAAGUUCCACUCAUCAUUGUCCAAGGCCAGGCUAGCGAGGUCAGAUGGCCCUUGGGCUCCUCCUGCGGAGAAGAGAGACUUGCGAACACCACCUUGAGCUUCCCACAACUUGUAGCCUCUAACCAAGUGUGCCAAGCUCGAAGCAGGAUAAGCAUCCUGUGUGUUGAAUAUGUAACGGUGUCUCUGAAUUUGCUCAAUUGGUGGGCGUUUCUUAGGGUCAUCAACCAAGCAAUACGCCACGAGGUCCUUCAACCCUUGGGAAUAUCGGUCGCCUUCAAGUCGAGGGAUGUGUUGUUUGAGGUAUGAGCCUAGUCUGUUGAAGUCCAUCAUGCCUGCAGCUACGCUUGGUGGUAGACCCGAUGCAAUUUCAUAGACCAUGGCGCCAAAAGCCCAUAUAUCCACCUCAGUACCAUAAGAAGCCGCAGGGUCGAACAGUUCUGGGGCCAUCCAAUGGGGUGUACCAAUGACUGUUGAGCGCUUGUCGAAUUUGGUUUCGAUAACACCAGCAACUCCAAAAUCACAAAGCUGAACGUUUCCCUCCUCCGUGACUAAGAUAUUGGCACACUUGAUGUCUCUGUGGAUGAUACCCUGGCCGUGAACCCAGUAGACAGCUUCGGCCACUUCGCGCAAAAUGGGAAUAAUCCAUUUCUCCUGAAGGCCGCCUGGUGAGGUUGGUUUCAUAAGGGUAGCCACGCUGCCUCCAGCGCAGUAUUCUGUAAUCAUCCACAUGGACUGCCCGACAGGAAGAGCAUCGAUAACAUGAUUGAUGUUCUUGGCGCCACUGUUGCUGAGCAGUUGCAGGGCACUAAUUUCCUUGAGCAAGUCGCUAUAUGUAUCGGCGAGCUUGGGGUUAACUGUGUCACUCUCUUCAAUGUCAAUGAUCUUGACGGCAACCAGCUGAUUCGUUGUUAGAGAGGUGGCCUUGUAGACCCGACCAAAACUGCCUUUGCCAAUGAGCUCUGAAAGUCGAUACUGUGGAGGGUCCUUUCCGACUUUUGAGCACUGCUCGGCAACCACUUUUUGCAUUUUCUUUGCAUCUUCAAUCGCUUUCUGCUUUGUGACCGAAAAGUCCGGUCCUCUGACUUGGAGCGACGCCAUGAUGAUGAAUGUUGUGAGGCCUGUCUCGGGUUGCUUAGCAGGGGAUGUGUAACUAAGCUAAGAUCGCUUGAGCUUGAUAUGCCUGGUUGGUUCACUUCAUGAUAGCCUGGACAUGUGAUGCAAGUGAGAGGAGAUGGAAAUUGGACUGAGUGCGAGCUAUGAGAAAGAAGGCGAGGAGUGAUGAGUGGAGGUGAGUUUUUGGCGAUGUCGAAAGCGUUGAAUGAAUUGGGUUUGUU